This is a messenger RNA of Toxotes jaculatrix (banded archerfish), 321 nucleotides long. RefSeq names its product protein PET117 homolog, mitochondrial (gene pet117). The transcript has 2 exons. Gene Ontology annotation, biological process: mitochondrial respiratory chain complex IV assembly. The coding region runs from base 73 to 321 and encodes 82 amino acids. Gene Ontology annotation, cellular component: mitochondrion. NCBI's taxonomy places the organism in Eukaryota, Metazoa, Chordata, Actinopteri, Toxotidae. The record is from RefSeq and is a predicted model, not a curated record.
ACCAGCGUCUGAGUCCCGCAGAAGCAGCAGCAGCAGCAGCGCAGCGGAGCCGGUUAGCAGCAGGCUAACGUGAUGUCUAAAGCCUCUAAAGUGGUCCUCGGGAUCUCUGUGGUUCUGACUGUAGGCACCGUGGCUGCCGUUCACCUCAAACAGGCCUGGGACCGACAGCGUCUCCACGAAGGAGUUGUCAGGGAUCUUGAGCGGUGGGAGAGGAAGAAGGAGAAUCUGAGGAGGCUGGAGGAGCAGAAGAUUCUGACCAGACACCUGAAGGAGGAGAGACACCGCAGAGAGACAGAGCUCCAGCCACAGGACCACGACUGA